CGGUGAGCGAGGUCUUUGCCGUGUUGCCGGCUGGUUCCUGCUCGUUACAAAACUGAGGCGCUGCGGAAGCGCAGCCGGCUGGACUCCAUGGCCUUCAUUUGGAAGAGGCGGCAGGAGCAGCAGCUCUACUCCAAGGAGAGGUUUUCCUUGCUACUCCUUAAUCUGGAGGAAUACUUCUUCGAACAGCAUUCAGCUACUCACAUUUGUAACAAGGUUGGCAAAGGAAAAAGGAAACUCAGAGGGUCAUUAAAAAUCUGCUCAAAAUCCGUGAUAUUUGAACCUGAUGAAAUAACCCACCCGAUUAUUAAGAUCCUGUUGAGAGACUGUAUUAAAAUAGAAGCCCCAGAAGAUGAUGAAAGAAAUGAUACUUUCACAGGGGAUAACCCCGAACAGAUUUCUAUUUUAUCCAGUCAGGCUUUUCUCACUAAAGAGCAAAACAUCAUUGCACCCUUUAAAACGGAAAGAGGUCAAAAUCAAUACAUAUUUCAACUGGAUGUUGCUGGGAAAACUGAAGAUGUUGUUCAUACCCUCCAUCAGCUGUACAGGGCAUCUCGCUUGGACAAGCUGGGGGACCAGGCUGCUAUGAUAACAGCUAUACUGCAAUCACGUUUGGCCAGGGCAUCAUUUGAUAAGAACAGAUUUCAGAAUGUUUCGGAAACGUUGCAUAUGGAAUGUAAAGCUGAAAUGGUCACUCCGUUGGUGACGAAUCCAGGCCAUUUAUGCAUCACUGAUGCAAACCUGUAUUUCCAGCCUCUUAAUGGCUACCCUAAGCCUGUGGUUCAAGUGAUGCUACAUAAUGUUAGGCGCAUCUAUAAAAGAAGACAUGGCCUGUUGCCCUUGGGUCUGGAAGUAUUUUGCACUGAGAAUGAUCUCUGUUCGGAUAUCUAUUUGAAGUUCUACAACCCUCAAGACCGAGAUAAUGUCUAUUUCUACGUGGCAACAUAUUUAGAGAACCAUGUUACAGAGCAUACACCAGAGAGUUACAUGUUACAGUGGCAACGAGGGCAUAUUUCAAACUACCAGUACCUUCUUCAUCUCAACAAUCUGGCUGAUCGCAGCUGCAAUGACCUGUCCCAGUAUCCUGUAUUUCCGUGGAUCAUAGCUGACUAUUCUAGUUCAGAACUGGACUUGACAAAGCCUGAAACGUUUCGUGACCUCAGUAAGCCAGUAGGAGCGCUAAAUAAAGAAAGGCUGGAAAGAUUAUUGGCCCGUUAUCAGGAAAUGCCAGAACCAAAGUUUAUGUAUGGCAGCCACUAUUCUUCGCCGGGUUAUGUGCUGUUUUAUCUUGUCAGAGUGGCACCAGAAUACAUGCUUUGUUUACAAAACGGCAAGUUUGAUCAUCCUGACAGAAUGUUCAACAGUAUUGCAGAAACCUGGAAGAAUUGCUUAGAUGGGGCAACAGACUUCAAAGAGUUGAUUCCUGAAUUCUAUGAAAAUGAUUCCAGUUUCCUGCUAAAUAAUCUGAAACUGAACUUGGGGAAGACGCAAGCAGGAAAGAUAGUUGACAAUGUAGAACUACCUCCUUGGGCAUCAGGUGCGGAUGAUUUCCUUCAGAAGAGCCAAGAUGCUUUAGAAAGCCAGUAUGUGUCGGAACACCUCCAUGAAUGGAUUGACUUAGUAUUUGGCUAUAAGCAGAAGGGAAGGGAAGCUGUUGAAGCUCAGAAUGUAUUUCAUCCGUUAACCUAUGAAGGAGGAGUAGAUUUGAACAGAAUUAUGGAUCCGAAUGACCGUGUAGCUCUGCUGACACAAAUCUUGGAAUUCGGGCAGACUCCAAAACAGUUGUUCACAAUCCCUCAUCCUCGGAGGAUCAUUCCAAAGAUUAAAAGCUUGUCUCGAGCAUCUAGUCGCAGCCUUUCUGUGGCGGAAUCUCCAGUCUCUCCAGGUGAAGAAUCUUUUGAAGAUCUGACAGAGGAAAGCCUUACGCUUGCCUGGAACAACAUGGCCAGAUUAAAGUUAGACGGGCAGCACAGGAUUCACAAAGGGGCAAUCACUGGAAUUGCUGUGCCUUCCAGUUCUAACCAGUCUUCCAUAUUUACCACAUCUCAAGAUUCAACCUUGAAGAUGUUUUCCACAGAAUCAAAAAUGCUCCAGAGGAGUAUGUCCUUCUCGAAUAUGGCUUUGUCGUCUUGUUUAAUCCUACCAGGUGAUUCCACUGUCGUAUGUUCUUCAUGGGACAACAAUAUUUAUUUCUAUUCAAUAGCCUUUGGAAGACAACAGGACACCUUAAUAGGCCACGAUGAUGCUGUCAGCAAGAUUUGCUGGCACAACGAUCGUUUGUAUUCUGCAUCUUGGGAUUCAACUGUAAAAGUGUGGCGUUGCAUUCCUGCAGAGUUAUUGGGCACUAAGAAACGUUUUGAAUUACUUGCUGAAUUGGAACAUGAUGUUAGUGUAAAUACAAUCAACUUGAACGAUGCAUAUACACUGCUAGCAUCAGGAACAAAAGAAGGAAUCAUUAGUAUCUGGGAUGUUACUACAGCCACUGUGAUGCAUCAACUUGAGUGCCAUUCAGGGACUGUCUCUGAUGCUGCUUUUAGUCCUGAUAGCCGACACCUACUAAGCAUAGGAGAAGAUGGCUACUUUAAAGUUACAGAUGUGCAAACUGGGAUGCUGAUCUCUUCUAUGGCCUCAGAGCAGCCUCAAAGAUGUUUCAAGUGGGAUGGCAAUACUGUCUUAUCAGGAAGUCAGUCAGGAGAAUUGUUCGUUUGGGAUAUAGUUGGAGGGAAACUAGUGCAAAGAAUCUCAGGACAUACAGGUGCUGUGACUUGUAUGUGGAUGAAUGACCAAUGUAGCACUAUAAUCACUGGAGGGGAAGACAGACAAAUCAUUUUCUGGAAACAGCAGUACUAAGUGCCUUCCCCCUCAAACACAUCCAAGAUAUUUUAAACCAAACUUUUAAAAGGACCUUACUCAAAUGUAACAAUGCCUGCUGUAGCUCAGAUAAGGAGUAUCGGUUGCCUCCAGCUGAAAACUCACAUUACAGUGUCCCACAGUAUGCACUUAUUUGUUUAUGGAUGUAAUUUCAGCUUGGAAUGUUUGCCUAAAUAAAGACGUAUUUUUAUGUAACAGAA
Elgaria multicarinata webbii is the source of this 3068-nucleotide messenger RNA. RefSeq names its product neutral sphingomyelinase activation associated factor (gene NSMAF). The record is from RefSeq and is a predicted model, not a curated record. NCBI's taxonomy places the organism in Eukaryota, Metazoa, Chordata, Lepidosauria, Squamata, Anguidae. Gene Ontology annotation, molecular function: protein binding. Bases 88 to 2847 code for a protein of 919 amino acids. The transcript is spliced from 31 exons.